Molecule: messenger RNA, 2595 nt
Organism: Triticum turgidum subsp. durum (durum wheat)
Lineage: Eukaryota; Viridiplantae; Streptophyta; Magnoliopsida; Poales; Poaceae
Source: the annotation of a GenBank genome assembly
AUGGGGGGAGGCGCUAUGGAGGUGGACCUGACCCACGGCGCGGUGGCGGCGAUGUCGCGGCUGGCGCGAGGCCUGCGCCCGGUGCUGCAGGUGGUGGGCGCCCCCGCCUCGGCGGGCGGCACGGAUCGGUACCGCUUCCUGCUCUCCGACGGCGUGCACUCCCAGGAGGGGAUCCUCGUCCCCUCCCUUGACAGCCUCGUCAGGACCGGCCGCCUCCGCGACGGCACCGUCAUACGCGUCCUCGACUACGUCUGCAACUCCGUCUGCGGCCGAAGGGUCAUCAUUGUUAUCCAACUUGAAGUGGUGCAAACUGAGUGCACACUGAUCGGGAGUCCUUCAAGUUAUCAGGUCAAUGCUGCUCAACCAAAUAUCAGAUCUGGUAGUCUAGGCAUCCAUGGGUCAAGGGCUGAGCAAGGUGUUACUGACAUGGCAUUUUCUCCUGCUCAAGGCCUCUUGCGCUCUUCUAUUGCCGCAAGGGCAGAAAAUGCUGUGAACAAUCUGCCGCUCAGUGGACUUAAUAGUUCAGUGAUAAAGCAAAACACAAUAAAAGCCAAGAUGCAGCAGCUUUCACUGAACUCUCAUCAAGGGAAAAUGCCUGCAGUUCGUCCCAGUGGUCAGGGCUUUGGCCCAUGCCCUGCAGAGCUUUCGUGUCAGCAGCCACCUCCAGUAUAUGUGAAUAGAGGAUCUGUCGCUAACAAUGGCACUCCUUAUGUCACCCCUAUUGCUGCCUUGAACCCAUACCAAGGUAGAUGGACAAUCAAGGGUAGGGUCACUGCAAAAACUGAUAACUUGCACGGGAGAGCCUUAUCCUUUGAUCUCCUUGAUGCACAGGGUGGAGAAAUUCGUGCAACAUGCUUUGGUUCGAUGGUUGCUCAAUUCUCUGACCAACUUGUUGUUGGAAAUGUGUACUUCAUAUCUGGAGGAUUGUUGAAACCAGCACACAAGUUGUUUAACCCUUUAAACAAUGCGUAUGAACUGAUUUUGGAUAGUUCAACAUCUAUAGAAAAUUGUUGCAGUGACGACAGCGGCAUCCCUUGGCAGCAAUACAAUUUCCAACCGAUCAGUGAAAUAGUAAAUAUGGACAAUGGAGCUAUGGUUGACUUGCUUGGGAUUGUUACAUCAGUUAGCCCUUCUGUUAUGAUAACGCGGAAGGAUGGCACAGAAACCCAGAAGAAAACCCUUCAACUGAAGGACAUGUCUGGUUGCAGUGUGGAAAUAACCUUAUGGGGAAAUGUCUGUAAUGCUGAAGGUCAGCUGCUGCACUCGAUGUGCAUUUCUGGUUCUAAUCCUAUACUUGCCUUGAAAGGUGGCCGCAUCUGUGAAUUCAACGGCAAAUCUGUGGCCACAAUCAGCUCAAGCUUGAUAAAAAUAAAUCCAGACUUGCCUGAUGCAGAAAAGCUGAUGCAGUGGUACAUAACUGAAGGGAAAUUAGCGGUUUGCACUUCUUUAUCUCAGGAAAUCUCAAGCAUGGGCAAGAUGUAUUCCCGAAAAACAGUUGCACAGAUCAAGGACGAGAACUUGGGGCGAUCAGAUCAGCCAGAUUGGGUCACUGUUGAAGCUACAAUUUCACACAUCAACACCGAUAAAUUUUCUUAUCCAGCUUGCACAAGGGAGGUUAAUGGUAAGCGCUGCAACAGAAAGGUAACAAAUAAUGGUGAUGGGAUGUGGCAUUGUCCCAAAUGCCAGCAGAGCUCUCAAAAUUGUGAGCAUCGCUACUUGUUUCAGUGUAAGAUCCAGGAUUACACCGGGACUACCAAUGCUACUGCAUUCCAAGAAGCUGGCCAGGAAAUAAUUGGCCUCUCAGCGGAAGAGCUUUUCAUGAUAAAAAAUGUGGAUCUAGAUGACGCACGAUUCGCAGGAAUAAUACAUGGGACCUGUUAUCAGCAAUUUCUGUUGAAGCUGAAAGUCAAGGAAGAAACCUUUGGUGACGAGGCGUGUAUGAAGGUCAGCAUCAUGAAGGCUGAAAGAUUGGGCCACACAUCAAAUACGAGUCGUGUCUUUGAUCUUGGAGCAUUUGAUGGCCUUUUGGCGGAUGGCCGAGGCUCAGCACCUGGUGCGAAUGGUGUUGCUACUGCUGUGAAUGCUGGUUUCACCAACUCAGAUGCCGGACGGCAAGCUAAGGUAUCUGGCGGGAUGCCUAAUGCAGCACCAUCAGCAGCACGAUAUGCCUGCAGUACUUGUGGCUCCACUGGGCACAAGGUGCAGAACUGCCCUGCAGCCAUGGAUAUCCAGCUACCAGCAACAGGUUGGGGCUUCACGCCGAGUUCAUAUGGCUCUUCUGCAUCCAAUGCUCGCCGGUGCUGCAAGUGCGAUCAGCCUGGGCACUGGGCUAGAGACUGCCCAUGGCAGGCCACCUCGUACGGCUCUUCUGCAUCCAAAGCUCACCUGUGCAGCAAAUGCAAUCAGCCUGGGCACUGGUCUAGAGACUGUGCGGUGCAGGCCGCCUUACACGGCUCUUCAGCUGGAAACGGCAACGGCAGCCUUGGUUUCUGCUUCAGAUGUAAUCAGUUUGGGCACUGUCCCAGUGACUGCCCAGCCCCCUACUCUUCUGCAGGUGGUAACGGCGGGCGCGGGUGGUCUGGGCUUCAAAAAUAA